CCUCACAGCCUCACUCAGGCAAAUCCCCCAGAUUGUCUGUUGUCUCUUCUAUUACCUACUAGUACCUUUGUUGGCUCUAGCUAGUCUCUACUCCAGCUGCAGCUGUAUAUAGCUACCCUUCCACACACACACCAAUCUAUCUAAGCUACUUAGUAAGCAAGCAACCAUGAGCGAACGAAUGAUCGAACUGCAACGAGCCCGUAUGCUGGCGGCAUCGUCCUCAUCCCGUCCUCCUACUACUGGUACCAACCACAAUCCGCAACGUCAAGCCGUCAUGGCAGCACAAUCGGAAGACGAUCAAUUGCGAUUGUUCUUGACGCGCAUGCAACGACGCGACGAGACACUUCUAUUUACUUCUAGCACUACUACUACUAGUAGUACCGAUGUGGGUCCGACGUGUCCGACGGCACUGUCGCGUCGAUUACUGCACAAACAAGGCGUGGGAUUUGUCGAUGACACGGUGAGUGCCAUUGCCAGUGCGGCGGCCGAUCGAUUUCUCGCUACCGUAUUGCAUCAAGCCGUGGCGUGUCGCGAUCAACGGUUAAAAGGCGCCGAAUUGUGGAAUGAAUCGCAGAAACAUCGACAUCGACACGUCCAACAAUACCAUACGGACGCAACUGCCCGCAAACGACAAAAACUCGAUAAAGAACAACAACGCCUCGAGAAGAAUAAAAAAGCCAUUGCCAUGGUUGACUCUAGCUCUAGUAGUAAAAAGGCAGUGGCCAAAAACAAGGAUGCGCCCAAGAAAAACAAGAAAAGCAAGGCAAGCGAAGACGGUACUACUACUACAGCAGGAGCGACGGACGACGCGGCCCAAGCAUUGGAAGAGGACGACAAUCAAUCGCACGAUUCGUUGGAUUCCGAAGAAGAAUACUAUCAGAGUUAUUAUAGUGAUCACGACGCAUCUCAAAAUGAGGAAGACGAAGAUGAUGAAACACUCCAAUUGGCCGAUAUUUCACGUCCUCUGGCAGCCUGGGAUUUUUACGUGGCGGGAAAACAGGAUAUUGUCAAUAACAAUAACAAAUCACAGCAAGACGAGGAUGACAACAAUAACAACAACAACAAUAAUAAGGACGACGAUUCCACCGACGAUGCUGCUGCCAAGGCAGUUGCCGUCGAAGACGCCAUGACCAUGAUGGACAAGGACGAUACGGAUGGAUUCCUGUCACCGCAAAAAAUGCCGGCGGCCAGUGCGGCCACGCCUUCUGCGCAAGCACAAGGAUAA
This is a messenger RNA of Seminavis robusta, 1225 nucleotides long. The record is from the annotation of a GenBank genome assembly. NCBI's taxonomy places the organism in Eukaryota, Bacillariophyta, Bacillariophyceae, Naviculales, Naviculaceae.